CCGAAAAUGUGUGUUUUUUCAUGGUGGAUGAACGGUCACACUGCAAGGCUGCACUAGAUGUAAAUAUUCGCACACAAUUUCAAUUCCAUUUCAAGAACAUGGCUCAAGGAAAACAGCCUGUCGCUGCAGAAUUGCCAUGCAACGCCUAUUUAGACACAAGCCUCCAGAAAGACGAAAAUAUGCAACACAUCCUGAAAUCGUUCUACAGUAGCAUAGAAGUUCUGGAAGCCGACAUGGAGAAGGCACUUGCGCUACAGGCAGAACGCACAUUGACCAUAAAUGAACAAAUUAAAUUGGAUAGUUACCUGGUGUAUUUAAACAGCACGUUGUAUUGGAUAUACCUGAAACUGCAAGGUCUAGACGUCUCGAAGCAUGGUGUGAUGCACGAUUUGGGUCGUACGAAGGAAUUACUUGCCCGCGAUAAGGAAAUAAACGAUGCUCUGGCGGCGCCAAGAUUGGAUAUGCAGGCUGCCAAGCGAUUUAUCGCAGCAGGAACCCACACUCGAUUUGUGGAUAUGGACGGCGUUAUGGUCACCGAGGAACAAUAUAAUAAGAGCAUACAGGAAACUACCAAAUAACGAAAAUCAAAUUAAAUUGAUAGUAUAGCGGCCUAUUCCCUAAAAAAUUCUAGAUAAUAAAACAAUGCCAAUCAAUAGAA
Messenger RNA from Drosophila erecta, 658 nucleotides. RefSeq names its product nuclear nucleic acid-binding protein C1D (gene Rrp47). Bases 21 to 578 code for a protein of 185 amino acids. The transcript has 2 exons. Gene Ontology annotation, molecular function: DNA binding; RNA binding. Gene Ontology annotation, cellular component: nucleolus; exosome (RNase complex). The record is from RefSeq and is a predicted model, not a curated record. NCBI's taxonomy places the organism in Eukaryota, Metazoa, Arthropoda, Insecta, Diptera, Drosophilidae. Gene Ontology annotation, biological process: regulation of gene expression; maturation of 5.8S rRNA.